GGGGGAGGCGUUUGGCUCGGCGAAGACUGGGAGUGAACGAGCAGAGAGGGUGAGGAACCAGCGGAUCUGGCCCUUUAAAUCACCGAUAUACAGCGCAUUCGGAGAGUCAAGCCGAUGUGAGCUCGGCCACCGCGCGGCUCUGUCGUUCAGACUUGUUUCACGGCCGUCAGUGCACCGCUCACAUCCACCUCUCCAUCAUCCAUCCAUCCAGCCACGUCAGUGUUUUAGAGAGAGAGCGAGAGAGGCCAGUCUGCACACCAUCAGUCAGUUUUCUCCUGUGUUGGUUUAUUCUGAUGGAUCAGUAUGUCUACCACUAAUAACAUCGCCCAGGCCAGGAAACUGGUGGAACAACUGAGGAUUGAGGCGGGAAUUGAGCGCAUCAAGGUGUCUAAAGCAGCAGCAGACCUAAUGAGUUACUGUGAGCAGCAAGCUCGUAGCGACCCUCUGCUGGUCGGGGUUCCCACCUCCGAAAACCCUUUCAAGGACAAGAAACCCUGCAUCAUCCUAUAGCUGCACUCCUGCUCUCACACGCACAUGCACAUAGACAGGUAUACACACACACACAAACACACAAUUACAUGAGUACCUUAACUGAUCCCCACAUUUCCCCAAACACACACUCACACUUGCAAACACACAACUUCUCUCAUAAGAGCCACUCUGGAAAAGCGCCAUACCCCACAGCCACAGCUACGGGGGCAGGUAUCAUGUGCACCUAGUGGCCGAGAUCAGUAUAUCACUGAGUAUGAUCCAAGGUGCUUUGGUAGUAUUCAUAUAUGCUGGUCAAUUGACUACAACUUAACUUGAAACAUGGAUUGGGACAUUACUAAUCAUUAGUAGGCUGGGAUUCCUUUUUGUUUGGUUUUUGCUGUCCUGAGAUGAGGGGUUGGGUAAAGGAUGUACAGCCGUUACCAUAGGCAGGAAGCGGGAGGCUAUUAAAGCCUUUGCCUUUUUAUUGGACUAUAGCAUGUUCCCACUGAAACCGGUAUCAACAGACCGUCUCUGCCUGUGGCCUCACAAUGGCCGUCUUCAGCCUUUGGCCAAGCCUCCAGCUGUGCCAACCUGUACAGAGAGUCCUCUCUAGAUGCUGAUCUGUCGUCACUGAGUCCACAGUGGUUUAUUGUGUCGGUCGCGCUCAAACCUAAUCUGACCUCAGAUCGGCACCUAUGAGGUUAACACAGCUCUUCGCAGAACUCAAGCUACUAACCCCCCGGACGUUUACUGCAUUUUUCUUAAGAAAUGCUUGUUUGUGAAAUCAAUGUAUGUUUUGAUAUUUUUUGUUGAAGCAUUAACAGAUAAAUAAUACUGUACGUUUUUUUUUUUCUAAACUGCUUUGUGUUGACACUGGUGUUGCCCCCAGCAAGUAUUAAAGAAAUGGGAGGUGAUCUGAUUGUAACGCAAGGGAAAUACUCGACCAGAUACCUGCUAGAAUCUUAAAGGUUUCUACUGUAUAUCAAACCUCCCUGUGCUUUACCCUGAGAGAGGGAAAGGCUGGAGGAGAAAUCCCUAACUUAACUUAAUAACAUUAACAAGAAACUGUUCCAAAAAGUAAAAAUGAAGAUUUCCAUUUUCAUACCUACUCCUCUCAUGUUGAUGAUUUGAUUCUUUUCAUUGGCAGUUUUGUCAGGUUAUCAUUGGAAAGCGCAAAGUUGGAGGUGUUUGUUUAUUUGCCUGCACAGUCAAGAAAAGGGGAUCUUGUGUAAUGGAUACUAGCUCUGGCCAUGAAUCAGACCAGAAUGAACAUUGCCUGGCUUUACCAAUCUUUAAACUUUUCCAGUCUCACCAGUGCAACAGCUCACUCUGACGUGAGCUCAGACUGGGUCAGGUACUGGAUGGGUUAAAGCCGGCGGCGCUUCCCGCUCAGUUCUCUGCUCCCCCCCGCUCCUCCACAGUGCUCCUUCUUUUUGAAAAACCAAACUUGAUUGUAAAAACUGAAGAUGAGAAAGUGAAAACAUGAAGUUAAGAGAAACAAACUAAGUGUACAAACUUUCUUUCAAACGUGCAGAAGUGAUAAGUUGAAGAGUAGCUGUUUUGGGUUUAUUUUUUGAGUUACUUUUCUUCUCUCUAUGGAGUCCAUGGAACCUGGUCAGUUGAGUAUUACCCUGUACAGUGUUUGUAAGAUACAAAAUCUAAACAGAGAAUCCCCCUCUGUGGAUGUUGGAUUUUUUUAGUACUACCUAUUCUGUUGUCAGUCAGGAUCAUGUCUGUCUUCAUUUAUUUAUUUUGUCGUUCAGGUUUUUGAGGCUCGCUAAAGCGGAGGUUGGUGUUAACCAGAGAUUCAAACACAGCCACCUGAUGAGGAUGAAAUAAGGAAAAUGAAAUCCUGUUUGGUUUAUGGAUUAUAUUGAUUAAUCAACAUCGGACCUCAUUCCUUUGGCCAAAACCGACCUCCUGAUAUGUCCUUUAACACCAGAGCAGCCCACAAGUUUUGGUCUAGGUGGGCAACAGACACCAAGGACAACACACACAUAAAUACACACUACACUACACUUGCAUACAAAUGUUUUUCUUUUGAAUUUGAGGGAUGAUUCUCAGAGGUAAAAGGUUGAUGAACCUGUAUGGAUUAGCUUUGUGUCGUCAUAUUUACACUUAACCAUUUAAAGACACAGCUGUAGUGGCUGAUGGGCUUGUUGUGGGGGUUGAGUCGGCCGUUUUGUUCUCUAAUCACUAGGUCAAUAUGACCCCACCUGUUCCACUCAGCUUUUGGGAGUCCGAGUUGUUUUUUUGGAGGUGGUGAGAGGUUGUGUGUGUGUGUGUGUGUUAGUGGGUCCACACACCUGCUGAGUGUAUGGCUGUGUCUGUAAGGCCACUUGGGAAACUUUUAAAAAAGAAAUCCCACAGCCCUCGAAGAAGUAAAAAACAAUACAUUUAGUAAAUUGUUAGAGCUUCCCACACUUACACAAUUCCCUCAAUUUGAUGUAAUGUCUUUAUAAGUUUGGGUUUAGUGGAGUAGUUUUCUGGAAAUUUAUCAGAAAAGUCAGAGGGGUAAAGUGUUAGCAAUGUGUUAGCUUAGCUUAAAGAAAGGACACAGUGGUAUUAAUUAGAAAACCUUUCAAGCUAAAAUACACAAUGUUUAAUAUAGUUUUGCUUACGUUUGGACAGAGCCAGAACUUGGAUUUUCACACUCUUAGUGCUAUGCCAAGCUAAGCUAAUUAGCUGCUACAUUUGGUCGAUAUCUUUAUAUCAGACAGUUUAAACAACACAAAUUAAAGUCACUGCUUUUUUAAAAAAAGAAUAUGAGGUCCAAGUACAGAACUAACAGGAGCUGGAGGACGACCACAGUGAGGGCUGAGGCUGUGUGUGUGUGUGUGUGUGUGCGCGCGUGUGCGUGUGUGUGUGGAGGAGCUGAAAAGGAUGAUUUGGCAGAGAAGAGCACAGAGGGUGUGUACGUGUGUGUUUGUGAUAGAAACACUGUAUGUACGAGUACACCGGGUCUCUGCUGCUGUGUCACAUUGUAAUGUUACAGUACUGCAGUCCUGUAAUUCCAGGUCAGGGUGACUCUGACCGAAGGAGAGGUCAUGUGACACUGUGUGUUUUCAGUCAGAGGCUCAAGUGUAACAUGGACUGAAGAGUUGGAAGUUAUUUUUGAUGUGACGACAGUAACGACCGUAAUAAUAGUCGUACAUCAGACAAAUUAUUGAAAGACUUUCUUCUUUAUUAUAGCUUCAUCCGUACAUGUCCCAGCUAAACUCUGUUAGCUGCGGGUUAUUUCAAUUAUUUAAUUAAUUAUUAAUUAAAAUGUCAUUAUUGCCCCUGUUUAUUUUAAAUUGAAUUAGAAUGAAAUGACUGUCAGUUUUCUCACAUGUUGGCUAAAUCCUACGCUACAAUCGCUCCCCAGUAAGGACCAAGUUUAAAGAAUGGAAACUGGAUAAAAAACAGUCUGCAUCUUUUUUUAACUGUAAUAUCCGAGUUUUAUCAACGUUACGGAGAUUGACGAGGUGAAGUUGCUGCACCUAGUCUGGCCUUUUUAAACGUGUUUUAUUAUAAGUUGUUUACCCUAGCUGUCAGUCGUUAUGCUGUCGCUAAGCUAACUAGCCACAGCCUCGAACCUCUUUAUUGUUUGUAAACAAACAUGGCGGCGUCUGUUUUGCACAGCAAGAAAGCUAACGAGUGCAUUUCUUGAAGAUAUUCAUGUUAAUUGAAUAAAUUGCUUUAACCUUUCUGAUAUAAUUGAAGAGGUAAAAAGACAAAACAAAUCAAGGAAGUGAGAAAAUAGAAGCUUGUGACAGGAACUUCCUCAGAAUUACUGGGUUAUUUUUCUAGGACUGUAUUUCUAGUAGUUGUAACAUAAAACACACACACACACAUACACUGAUGUUGUCCUGAUGGUGUCUGACAGAUGCUGUUUUCCUUUUUCUUUUCUUUUAAAAAAAAUUAAAAUCAUCAAUCAUUCCAUUGCUGGUUGGGCUUACAGUCAGAGAGAGCCAUCCUAUGUCACUGGUUUGGCUGACAGUUUGUCUGAUCGGUUGGUUGUUAGUUUGCCUUAUAGUGGCGUAUAUUGUGUUUAUGCUGGUGUUAGGGUUUUCAGAUCAACAGAAUGAACAGUCUUAAUAGAAGAACGUGCGGCUUGAGAUUGGAAAUCCACUGGUGUUGUGACACAAAAGCGAGCCACGGGGAAUUCACGUCUGGUUAGGUCAGGGAGAGUCAUGGCUCCUCACUGGUGGACUUUUCAUAUCAAACAUCACUGAAUCAGCUCUGAGCCCUUUCCGAGACUCACCUUUUGUGUUCUGAUCUCCUGUGUAUGCAUACAGUAUGUGUAACUUUUUGCCUUGAUUGAAUAUGAAGAAAAUAUAUCUAUUUUUUGUAACUGUUCUCUGAUGUGCCAUAACUCAUGUUUUCUUGCACACUGUUAAUAUUUUGUGGAUAUUGCUGUUUAAAAAAAAAGAAAAAGAUAUCGAGAAGUAGAUGACAUUAAUAAAAAGAUGAUAUAAUAACAUG
Solea senegalensis (Senegalese sole) is the source of this 4938-nucleotide messenger RNA. RefSeq names its product guanine nucleotide binding protein (G protein), gamma 7 (gene gng7). The coding region runs from base 304 to 510 and encodes 68 amino acids. Gene Ontology annotation, biological process: G protein-coupled receptor signaling pathway. NCBI's taxonomy places the organism in Eukaryota, Metazoa, Chordata, Actinopteri, Pleuronectiformes, Soleidae. Gene Ontology annotation, cellular component: heterotrimeric G-protein complex. The record is from RefSeq and is a predicted model, not a curated record. Gene Ontology annotation, molecular function: G-protein beta-subunit binding. The transcript has 4 exons.